UGGAUGUUGCAUCCUCUUACGAUAGGUCCUAGUCUAGUGACGAGUGUUGAAUUAGACUGUAUUGUCUUUUAUACAUAUCAGGUUUGAUUUAUUUGUUCGUGACUAUUAUUAUUAAAAGUCGCGAAUUCAAACCAAUUGUCAGCAACAUGACAAUGUUAGAAGUAAGUUCAAAACAAAAAUUCUUCCAACGGCCGGCUGAAAAAGAAAGCUAGCAAACCAAAAAUUUCGAUACGAACAACGAAUAUUACAGCAGAAACAUCGAUCCAACGAUACUAGGACGCAAACUAAAUGUUCCAAAACAGAAGCUUUUAUAGUUUUAUGCCACUCAAAUCUGCAAUUUUUCCUAAUUUUUUUAAUCUGCAUUCUGUUCAUCAGUCAUGGACGCAAAUUCUGCAACUUCUGCAAGAUCGAGGUCUCGUCGAUUCAAAGAUCAACGUAGAGAAAUUGCCAGGGAAGACUCUCUGGAAGCUCCUGUUGGCUCCGACACUUCUUCUGUUUCUGACAAUGUUGAGCUUCAAGUAGAGCUUACUUCAAUGACUGGAAAGGGGAUCAGACGGCUAUGUUCAGAACUCCUUGAGCUUAAGAAGGCGUCCGAGGAAGAUUUUCAGCAGAACAUUUUUUCCAGUUAUUCGGCAUUUAUCAGUAUAUUUAGAGAAAUGGGAGGAAUGGAAGUUCAGUUGAUGGAGCUGAAACAUCAUGUUUCGACCCAAAAAAUGCUGGUAAAAGAUUUGAAAGAUGAAGUUUAUUUAAAGAUCAUGCUUGAUGAGACCGUGGAAUCAGUCAUUGAGGAAUCUUUAUUUGCUGAAUCAACUCCCGCGAGCAUGUUAAAGGCUCAUACAGAAAGUGUUACAGAUAUCUUGGAUGCACUUCUGUUGGAGCACAAACUAGACGAGGCUCUCAACGUUCUUGAGAUGGAAGAGGAAACACUCCAGAAUAUACAGUUCCAAGAAAAUCUGGCGCCUGCAAUUUGGAUGUCUUAUGAAUCUGCAAUAUCAGAGAGGAGGGUAAUUUUGGCUGAUCAGUUUAAAAUGUUGGCCUCAAACCCUAGAGUGCGCGCAGCAGAGUUGCAAAAGGCAUUAGUUGGCCUUUGCAGGCUUGGGGACAAUAGUGUGGCGACUCAAAUACUGCUCAACUACUACCAUUUACGCAUUUUAUCUGGCAUAAAUGAAUUGCAAGUCUCAGAAACAUAUCCAUAUGGUGUAUACAUUCUUGGAGUUGCAAAAUUUGUAUUUUCUUCAAUAUCUCAAGCAGCAAAGAGCUUCAAAGUCCUGCAUGGACAGACUGCUGCGUAUCCUCCAGAAGUGAUGCAGUGGGCUUACCAGGAAACUGAAGUAUUCGCCAACUGUUUUAAGAGAUACAUCAGUUCCAUAACAGAAACAAGUAGUGGACUAUCGACAACAGCAGAAGCUUUGCAGUUUUCUUUGUCUUAUUGCUCUCUAUUAGAACCUCAGAGGAUACUGUUGCAGUCAUGCUUAAUUGAUUAUUUACGUCCAUGUAUUGAUGAUGCCUUAAAGAUUCAUUUCAACCAUUUUAAGAAAGUCAUUAAGAUCUUCACGUCGACUGAUGCUUGGAUUCUAGGGAGGUAUCCAGCAUCUGGAAUCUUUAAUGAACAGAGCUGUGUGGUGGUUAAUGGUGAACAAUUAGAGUAUUUCUUGCUCACUAACAGUGGCAGGAAGUUUCUAACAAUGUUGCAGGCCAUCAAGGAAGACACGUCGACUUUAGUGAUUCUUCAAAUGGAAGGUGCAGUCCUUAAAGGACUCAUGGAUCUCUUCACCGAGUACACUGUUAUCCUGGAGAGUUCACUAGAUGAUAAAGAAUAUGAUGGUGCAGAGGAAGUUGAUUCAAGUGUUAACUCUGCAGAGUCACUGGUACAACAAGUUUCAGUUAUCGCCAAUUUAUCAACACUAGUAAAUAUCUUCUCUAGUAUAGUCAGAAGUAUCUUUGAAGAGAGCAGUCAUUUGGAGUUUGAAAUAGAAAGUUACAUAUUGUUUGUUCAAGAGGCUUGCAGCCGACUCAGAGCUGAUCUCUGUGAGCAAUUCAUACGUAAAAUUAUGUCUCUGGAAAGUGAUCACAGUCUUGUUCCAAAUGAGUGCACUUGGACCCAAGAUGACUCUGCUUCAUCAGAUGAUAUCAUGCCUUCCGUUCCUUAUCAGGUACUAUAUGCAGAACUAAGAAAGCUUGAAAAGCUUGCUGAAGAGAAUUUUAACGAAGAAUGGUUGAUGGAUUAUCUAAGGGACCUUGUUGAAGCCAUGUUUGUUUGGAUUUCUCGCAAUGAAGAAGCCUGGAAAAUCCCUGAAUAUUCAGACGACAAUCACUAUAACCAUAUGAAGCAGUUUGUUCUGGACAUCCAAUUUUUGGUGGAAAUCGCGAGAAGUGGAGGGUAUCUGACAAACAGCAUGGUUACUGAUUCCUUCGACAUCAUAUCUAGAAUGCAAUCACUAUUUGCUUCUGCCGACUUAGAUUCUAAUAGAAGUAAAAUUGACUAUAAAUGGGCUGUAAAUGCUGCCACUAAAGCUAUUCAGACGCUGAUAGAGACUGAAGAGAGAAAGCUGAAUCCAAAUGACAGUACCGAUGUGUCUGUGUCAGAAGUGCAAGAGAUUGAAAGCACAAUGUCAGAUUUAGAUGAGAGUGCUGAUCAUUCUGAGGUAUCGGAUGGACAAGAUGCACAAUGUUUACGUGAUUUUCUUGAGGAUGAGGAUGAGGCAAUCAGGAACUCAGAAUAUUAUGUCGAGUCAGUUGAGGAUUCAGUUACUAAAGAUACAGCAUCAGUUGCUGCAGAUGCAGAAUUGUUGAUGUCAGAUAUGGGAGUUGAAUGUACUAGUGAAGAGAUUGAUACCCUAUCUACUAUUGCUGAAAGGAACUCAUCCAUGAAAGCAGUUUCUCUUGUAGAUGUCGAGAGAGAGGAUUUGUUUAACGAAGCAAAAAACGAUACACAAGUAGAAGCAAAUUGCUCUGAAAUCGACACUGACAUGCAUAUUUAGAUGCAUUCAGAAGUUUUUAGUACAGAACCAGAGUUUCCAAGUACAAAUGCAAACCUCUUGCUACCAGAUUUUCUUAAUGUUAUAUUUACACUAACAUAAAAGAGUUCAUCAAUCUUCUGUCA
Molecule: messenger RNA, 3103 nt
Organism: Daucus carota subsp. sativus
Lineage: Eukaryota; Viridiplantae; Streptophyta; Magnoliopsida; Apiales; Apiaceae
Product: exocyst complex component EXO84A-like
Exons: 7
Coding region: 378-2981 (867 amino acids)
Biological process (GO): exocytosis; intracellular protein localization; Golgi to plasma membrane transport
Cellular component (GO): exocyst
Source: RefSeq, a predicted model, not a curated record